AGUCGGACGGGCGGGUGCCGGUCGGAACUCGGGCCGUGUGGGCUGGGAGAUCCGAAGCGCUUGGUUCCCCCCCGGGCCGGAGCGGGGGCAGGUGGGGGCGCAGGCCCGGGGGAUGCUGGGCUCGGUGAAGAUGGAGGCUCAUGACCUGGCGGAGUGGAGCUACUACCCGGAGGCGGGCGAGGUUUACUCUCCAGUGACCCCAGUGCCCACCAUGGCCCCCCUCAACUCCUACAUGACCCUGAACCCUCUGAGCUCUCCCUACUCCCCUGGGGGGCUCCCUGCCUCCCCGCUGCCCUCAGGACCCCUGGCGCCCCCAGCCCCCACAGCGCCCCUGGGCCCUGCCUUCCCAGGCCUGGGCGCCAGCAGUGGCGGAGGCAGCAGCUCAGGGUAUGGGGGCCCGGGCCCGGGGCUGGUGCAUGGGAAGGAGAUGCCAAAAGGGUACCGGCGGUCCCUGGCACACGCCAAGCCGCCCUAUUCCUACAUCUCGCUCAUCACCAUGGCCAUCCAGCAGGCGCCAGGCAAGAUGCUAACCCUGAGCGAGAUCUACCAGUGGAUCAUGGACCUCUUCCCCUACUACCGCGAGAACCAGCAGCGCUGGCAGAACUCCAUCCGCCACUCGCUGUCCUUCAACGACUGCUUCAUCAAGGUGGCCCGCUCCCCAGACAAGCCAGGCAAGGGCUCCUACUGGGCCCUGCACCCCAGCUCAGGGAACAUGUUUGAGAAUGGCUGCUACCUGCGCCGCCAGAAGCGUUUCAAGCUGGAGGAGAAGGUGAAGAAAGGAGGCGGCGGGACCUCCACGCCCAGGAACAGUGCAGGAUCUGCCGCCUCGACCGCCACCCCAGCUGCCACCGCCACCGCCACCGUCACCUCGCCUCCGCCCCAGCCUCAGCCCCAGCCUCCACCCCCCGAGCCUGAGGCCCAGGGUGGGGAAGAUGUGGGUGCUCUAGACUGUGGCUCACCGCCUUCCUCCACACCCUAUUUCACCGGCCUGGAGCUCCCAGGGGAGCUGAAGCUGGAUGCUCCCUACAACUUCAACCACCCUUUCUCCAUCAACAACCUGAUGUCGGAACAGACACCAGCACCCCCCAAACUGGACGUGGGGUUUGGGGGCUACGGGGUGGAGGGUGGGGAGCCUGGGGUCUACUACCAGGGCCUGUAUUCCCGCUCUGUGCUUAACGCAUCCUAGCAGGGAGGUCGGGAGCGUGGCGGGUGGGGUAUGGCUGGCGCUCACACCAUCUGGCUGUUGGGGCCUGAUUCUCCUGGUGACACUUUGUUUGUCCCUGCCAGUUAACAUCUUGGUUGGGCUAUUACUGUGGUGACUGCCGCUUCUGUGGGCAUCAUGGCGGUCCGUUGGGUACUGUGAUAACUGCCUUGGACGUCUGGGUGGGCCAACAGCUACUGUGAAGACUGCCAUGUUGAUUGAUAUUGGUUGACCCACUGGGUGCCCUGAUGGCCGCUGUAGAGGAUGACGUCUUGGGUGGCCCUUUGGACACGGAUGGACAUCCUCUUGGCCGAUCCUUUGGUUGCAAGGGUGAUGCUGUUUCAGUUGCAUCUUCUUUGGAGCACUGGGUGCUAUGAUCACUUUCUUUGGGUGGAUUUCUUGGCCUCGUGGGCGCCAAGUCAGCCACUGUCCCGCGUAACAUCUGUUUCGGUCCCCUGGGUGCCGUGGUGGCCGCCAUAUUGGCUGGCUGACAUAAUCGCCGACCCAUCGUGCACCGCGGCCUCCUGCGCUGGCCGUGCCGUCACUGUCUCUCGGGUGUGAGUUGAGCGAGGGAUGGAGAUGAGAAUGUUCCUUGGUUCCCUCUGGAGCCCAUUCCCCGCUCUGGUUCAGGAGAAACCAGAAAGGACUGUUCGGGGUGGGGGUUUCUACUGAAGUCUGGGUCUUGCCUGGGAAGUGGGGUACUGGCUGUGUUUGAACAUUAAAGGCACCAUU
Pteronotus mesoamericanus is the source of this 1933-nucleotide messenger RNA. It is a transcript of the gene FOXA3, whose product is annotated as forkhead box A3. The transcript has 2 exons. Gene Ontology annotation, molecular function: DNA-binding transcription factor activity, RNA polymerase II-specific; protein domain specific binding; RNA polymerase II cis-regulatory region sequence-specific DNA binding. Gene Ontology annotation, biological process: anatomical structure morphogenesis; cell differentiation; regulation of transcription by RNA polymerase II. The coding region runs from base 113 to 1186 and encodes 357 amino acids. Lineage: Eukaryota; Metazoa; Chordata; Mammalia; Chiroptera; Mormoopidae. The record is from RefSeq and is a predicted model, not a curated record.